This is a messenger RNA of Trichoderma reesei QM6a, 2196 nucleotides long. RefSeq lists its product as uncharacterized. Gene Ontology annotation, cellular component: nucleus; Ku70:Ku80 complex. Gene Ontology annotation, biological process: telomere maintenance; double-strand break repair via nonhomologous end joining; cellular response to gamma radiation. Bases 1 to 2196 code for a protein of 731 amino acids. Lineage: Eukaryota; Fungi; Ascomycota; Sordariomycetes; Hypocreales; Hypocreaceae. Gene Ontology annotation, molecular function: double-stranded DNA binding; telomeric repeat DNA binding; damaged DNA binding. The transcript has 7 exons. The record is from RefSeq and is a predicted model, not a curated record.
AUGGCGGACAAGGAAGCAACCGUCUUCAUCAUCGACCUCGGCGCGUCCAUGGCAGCUGUCAAUGGGGGUCGAGAAGAAUCCGACCUUGAUUGGAGCAUGAGCUACGUCUGGGACAAGAUCAGCAACGUCGUGGCCUCGAAUCGCAAGACGCUGUGCGUUGGCGUCGUGGGGUUCAGAACCGACGAGACAAACCACACGCUGAGCGAGGAUGGGUACGAGAACAUCUCCAUAUUGCAGCCCCUGGGGCCGAUGAGCAUGUCCAGCCUCAAGGCUCUUCAGCCCAAGGUGAAGCCGAGCAGGACGGUGGAAGGCGAUGCCAUCUCGGCGAUUGUCAUUGCCGUCGACAUGAUUGACAAGUACACGAAGAAGAACAAAUGGAAGCGGCAGAUUUCUUGUGAGGGCGUCGACUUUGAUGCUCCCGAUUACGGCUUCAAAGAGGAGGACAAACCUUCAGUCAAGAAGCAAAACGAAGAGACCCUAAAAAAGCUCGUGGAUGGCUGUGGCGACGACUCAAGGUUCGCCUCCAUGGUCGAGGCCAUUGACGACUUGAAUGAGCCACGAGCAAAGUCGGUCAAGCCUUACAAAACGUACGAAGGUCUCUUGACCUUGGGAGAUCCGAAAAACGCUCCCGCAGUGGUGGAAAUCCGCGUCGAGAGAUACUUCAAGACCCAUCUAGCCAGGCCACCUGCCGCCAGCACCGUGGUGGUCAAGGAGGAGCAAGCUGGGCCGUCUCAGGCAGACGAGGACGAACAGAUGGACGGAGCGGAACUUACAGCUGUGAGGCAGGCCAGGACAUACAAGGUCAAUGAUCCAGAUGCCCCUGGCGGUAAGCGUGACGUUGAGUUUGAGUCUCUGGCCAAAGGGUACGAGUACGGCAGGACGGCAGUCCACAUCAGCGAGUCUGAUCAAAACGUCACCAAGCUCGCGACAGAAAAGAGCUUCAAGAUCAUCGGCUUCGUCCAGAAAGAAAAGUAUGAAAUGCUCCUUAAUCUUGGCGAAACCUGCGUUACCGUUGCAUCCAAGUACGAUGAAAAGUCUGAGCUGGCUUUUAGCUCUCUGGUGUGGGCGCUCUCGGAGCUCGACGCCUACGCCGUGGCCCGCCUAGUAACUAAGGACCAAAAGGACCCCAUGCUGGUGUUACUGAUGCCGUAUAUGGAGCCUGAUUAUGUUUGUCUCUAUGAUGUGCCUCUGCCUUUCGCAGAGGACAUCAGGACGUACCAGUUUCCUCCCUUGGACAGAGUCGUUACCGUCAGUGGCCAAACGCUCACCAACCAUCGCCUAUUGCCAUCCGACGAGCUCAACCAAGCGAUGAGCGACUACGUAGAUGCCAUGGACAUUUCAAGUUAUGGUAUCGAUGAAGAUGGGCAACCGGCUGAAUAUGCCACCAUCGAUGAGUUAUACAACCCUGCGAUACAUCGCAUAGGCCAUGCGAUCAAACAACGAGCGAUCCACCCAGAGAAACCCGUGCCCGAGAUCCCCCCAGUCUUGCUUAGAUUCGCAGCACCCCCGACAGAACUCGUCGAGACUGUGCAGCCUCAUAUCGAUGCACUGAUUCACGCUGCAGACGUGAAGAAAGUGCCGCCCAAGGCCAAGGGCAAGCGCCAAAGAGAAACAGUUAAACCCAUCUCGGGACUGGAUGUGGAUGCCCUUCUGGGAGAAGAGCAGAAAGGUUCCAUUAGUCCGGAGAAUGCCAUUCCGGACUUCAAACGAGCCCUCAACUCGUCCGAAGAAGUCGAGCAGAUUGCCGACGCCACAAAACAAAUGGGGGCCAUUGUGCGGUCUCUCAUUACGGACAGCUUCGGGGAUAGCAAAUAUGCCCAGGCAAUGGAAGGCAUUGGUGCGAUGCGUGAGGAGCUGAUCAACCUGGAAGAGCCUGGCCUGUACAACGACUUUGUGCGCGACUUGAAGAAAAGUUUGCUAUCUGGAGCCUUGGGUGGUGACAGGCGAGAUUUCUGGUUCAAGAUGAGGUGGGCGAAGCUGGGCCUGAUUGACAAGAAACAGUCGGAGGUGUCUUCGGUCACUCUUGAGGAGGCGGACGAGGUGAGUGGUGCAGCAUGCUGUCGGAUUAUACGGACGUUGUUUGCUAACUUGUGGGAUAGUUUUACAAGUCGAGGUGAGGUAUCUACGUUGACCAAGAAUGGGACCAUGUAUAUGAGCGGUGUAACAACAGAAUCCUGUGCUUUGAGCAUUGUAUGA